Hyla sarda is the source of this 1637-nucleotide messenger RNA. It is a transcript of the gene RNF34, whose product is annotated as ring finger protein 34. The record is from RefSeq and is a predicted model, not a curated record. Gene Ontology annotation, cellular component: cytoplasm; plasma membrane. Gene Ontology annotation, molecular function: ubiquitin protein ligase activity. The transcript is spliced from 7 exons. The coding region runs from base 159 to 1385 and encodes 408 amino acids. Gene Ontology annotation, biological process: proteasome-mediated ubiquitin-dependent protein catabolic process; protein K48-linked ubiquitination; negative regulation of extrinsic apoptotic signaling pathway via death domain receptors. Lineage: Eukaryota; Metazoa; Chordata; Amphibia; Anura; Hylidae.
CGCCCAACAACAACUACGCCCUGCUCUGGAGCGCAUCAAUUCGUGUCUCCCACCUCUGCCACAGCGUGCUCACGUGUUCCAGUGACGUCACACAAAGGCCCGGUCACGUGACCAUGAUGUCACCUAACGGUGGAAUUUACAUGUAACGGCGGCGACUGAUGGUUGUGUGUCAGAGACCGGGUCGGUGGGGAGCGCAGAGCGGACGGUGUCAUGAAGGUAACGUGCCUGUAUUGGGGGCCCCGGUGACGAGUGGAAGGUCUGGCUGUGACAUUAUGUUUCCCUUCUGUGUUAUCGGCGCUCUGCUGGCGGGGGCCAGCUCCAUGUGGGCUUCUUGCUGUGGAUUGCUGAAUGAAGUCAUGGGUACAGGAGCUGUGCGAGGGCAGCAAUCAGGCUUUGGUGGCGGAGCAGGCCCCUUUCGAUUUGCGCAGAAUGCUGAUUUUUCACCAUAUCCUUCAUCAUCCUCCAACAUUGUAUGUAAAGCUUGUGGACUAAACUUCACAGUCUUCAGGAAGAAGCAUGUCUGUUGUGACUGCAAAAAAGACUUUUGCUCAGUAUGCUCUACACUUCAGGAAAAUCUCAGGCGUUGUAGUACUUGCCAUUUAUUACAAGAAACAGCAUUUCAACGGCCCCAGUUAAUGAAGUUGAAAGUUAAAGACCUACGCCAGUAUCUAACACUAAGGAAUAUCCCUACUGAGAGCUGUCGGGAGAAGGAAGAUUUGGUGGAGCUGGUGCUCUGCCACCAUGGCUCUUUUUCUGAUGAGGAGAUGGAUGUUGGCGCAGACAGCACCACAAGAUCUCAGACCUCUGCCUUUUCAUUCUUUUCUGCUAUUUCUGCACCUUCAUCUUCCGUAUCAUCAUCUCAGGGAGAAUUAUCAGACAGAAGUGGAAGCGUGGGAAGUGGAUCUGCAUCCCAGGGAACAAGUGAAACUAUAUCCAUAACACCUGAUACAGAAACCCCAGAACUGGCUAAUGACUUAUCAAAGAAACAAGGCCGAGCUUCACUCUCAGACUUAUCAACCCUGGAGGACAUAGAAGGGCUAACUAUUCGGCAACUGAAAGAAAUCCUGGCCCGGAACUUUGUCAACUACUCAGGAUGCUGUGAGAAAUGGGAACUAGUGGAAAAAGUCAACAGACUGUACAGAGAGACUGAGGACAACAGAAAAUCUUUGGAAAGCCUAGAAACCAGGCAUGACUCAGAUAGAGAUCGGCUUCAGCUGACUGGUACUGAUGACAACCUUUGUCGCAUCUGCAUGGACGCUGUUAUUGACUGUGUUCUCCUUGAAUGUGGCCAUAUGGUGACCUGCACGAAAUGUGGCAAAAGAAUGAACGAGUGUCCCAUUUGCCGACAGUACGUGGUGCGGGCUGUUCAUGUCUUUAAAUCUUAAGUAUCCAGACCAAAAAAAAAAAAUAUGGUGUGACCUGGCCCUACAUCUUAGGGCUCAAAGUGUGUACCAAGAAACCUGGUUAUAUGUACAAUGUGUGAGUGGACUGAUAGAGAUGUGAUUUGUAAUACAUAUAAAAGGUAGGUUUUGUUUAUGAGCUAAAUGAGAAGUGGUCAGACAUACUGCAUGUGUGUGUUUGUGAAUCUGGAAUGGAUGAUAAUUCUUAUCAAUAAAAUAUACUUGUGGGAAGAGGAA